AGGGCUGUGUGUUGGGCAGUUCUGUGUUCAUCUAGAAAUGUAUUUAUAAUUGUAAGAAACAUUGUUUUUUUUUUUAUUCAGCAGGCUCCACUGAGAUAUCUGAACAAACAGAUGACGAUACUCUUAGUGUUGAAACUGAAUGAAAUCUGCAGUACGUGCUACUGAAGAUGGAGAUUGUUAAAGAGGAGUUUAAAGAGGAGAGUGAAGACAUCAGUAUUUCAGAACCAUUCAGACUGAAGAAUGAAGAUACUGAUACUGAACAAAAAGACCUGAUGAAGCUGAAAGAGGAAAGUGAAGCACUGAAUGAAGUGGAGGAGAAACAUCAGUAUCAGGAGGCUGAUAAAUUCAUAACUGGAAAACCGUCUUAUUGCUCACUGACGGAAAGGAAACGCUCAGGAAAAGAAACUCCAAUAAUACAAAUAGAACAUCCUUUCACCUGCCCUCAAUGUGGAAAGAGUUGCAAACAUAAAGUAGCUCUUAGAAAGCACAUGAGAAUUCACUCUGGAAAGAAACCUUUCAAAUGUCAUCAGUGUGAAAAGAGUUUCUUAGUUAAAGGAAGCCUUGAAAGGCACAUUAGAAUUCACACUGGAGAGAAACCUUACACAUGCCCCCAGUGUGGAACGAGUUUCACACAUAAAUCAAGUCUUAAUAUCCACAUGAGAAUUCACACUGGGGAGAAGCCUUACUCAUGUCAUCAGUGUGGAAAGUGUUUCACGCAUCGCAAAAGUUAUAAUGAGCACAUGAGAAUUCACACUGGGGAGACUCCAUAUACAUGCCUUCAGUGUGGAAGGAGUUUAAUAGACAAUAAUUCCCUUAAACAUCACAUGAGAAUUCACACAGGGGAAAGACCUUUCACUUGCCAUCACUGUGGGAAGAGCUUCAUCAACAAAUAUUCCCUUGUGGAUCACUUGAGAAUUCACACUGGAGAGAAGCCGUUUACCUGCCCUCAGUGUGGAAGGAGUUUCACAUAUAAACCAAGUUUGAAUAUUCACUUAAAAACUCACACCGGAGAGAGGCCUUUUAAAUGCCUUCAGUGUGGAAAGAGUUUCACACACAAAGGAAAUCUGAAAAUCCACCUAAGAACUCACACUGGAGAGAAGCCUUUCACAUGCCUUCAGUGUGAGAAGAGUUUCAGAAAAAAAGCAACGCUACGAGCUCAUAUGAAAUGUAAUCUGCAGUACGUGCUACUGAAGAUGGAGAUUGUUAAAGAGGAGUUUAAAGAGGAGAGUGAAGACAUCAGUAUUUCAGAACCAUUCAGACUGAAGAAUGAAGAUACUGAUACUGAACAAAAAGACCUGAUGAAGCUGAAAGAGGAAAGUGAAGCACUGAAUGAAGUGGAGGAGAAACAUCAGUAUCAGGAGGCUGAUAAAUUCAUAACUGGAAAAAAUUGCUCCCAGACGGAAAGGAAACACUCAGGAAAAGAAACUCCAAUAAUACAAAUGGAACAUCCUUUAACCUGCCCUCAAUGUGGAAAGAGUUGCAAACAUAAAGUAGCUCUUAGAAAGCACAUGAGAAUUCACUCUGGAAAGAAACCUUUCAAAUGUCAUCAGUGUGAAAAGAGUUUCUUAGUUAAAGGGACCCUUGAAAGGCACAUUAGAAUUCACACUGGAGAGAAACCUUACACAUGCCCCCAGUGUGAAACGAGUUUCACACAUAAAUCAAGUCUUAAUAUCCACAUGAGAAUUCACACUGGGGAGAAGCCUUACUUAUGUAAUCAGUGUGGAAAGUGUUUCACACAUCGCAAAAGUUAUAAUGAGCACAUGAGAAUUCACACUGGGGAGAAGCCUUACUCAUGUCAUCAGUGUGGAAAGUGUUUCACGCAUCGCAAAAGUUAUAAUGAGCACAUGAGAAUUCACACUGGAGAGACUCCAUAUACAUGCCUUCAGUGUGGAAGGAGUUUAAUAGACAAUAAUUCCCUUAAACAUCACAUGAGAAUUCACACAGGGGAAAGACCUUUCACUUGCCAUCAGUGUGGGAAGAGUUUCAUCAACAAAUAUUCCCUUAUGGAUCACUUGAGAAUUCACACUGGAGAGAAGCCGUUUACCUGCCCUCAGUGUGGAAGGAGUUUCACAUAUAAACCAAGUUUGAAUAUUCACUUAAAAACUCACACCGGAGAGAGGCCUUUUACAUGCCUUCAGUGUGGAAAGAGUUUCACACAUAAAGGAAAUCUGAAAAUCCACCUAAGAACUCACACUGGAGAGAAGCCUUUCACAUGCCUUCAGUGUGAGAAGAGUUUUGGGAAAAAAGCAACGCUACGAGCUCAUAUGAAAUGUCAUUCAUACUGUGCUGUGAGUGUUGAAACUGAAUUGGAUCUGCUUGGCGUGCUACUAAAGAUGGAGUUUGUUAAAGAGGAGACUGAGGACAUCAGUGUUACAGAACCAUUCAGACUGCAAAAUGAAGAUACCGAGGAACAAAGAGAACUGAUGAAUCUGAAAGAGGAAAGUGAAGCACUGAAUGAAGUGGAGGAGAAACAUCAGGAUCAGAAACCUGAUGAUUUCAUGACUGGAAAAAUAUCUUAUAUUUGCUCACAGACUGAAAAGAAACACUCUGGAAAAGAAACUCAGAGAGCAAAAACAGAAGGUUCUUUCACCUGCCCUCAAUGUGGAAGGAGUUUCACACGUAAAGGAUCCCUUAGAAAGCACAUAAGUAUUCACACAGGAGAGAAACCUUUCAAAUGUCAGCAGUGUGAAAAGAGUUUCUUAGUAAAAGGAACCCUUGAAAGGCACAUUAGAAUUCACACUGGAGAGAAACCUUACACAUGUCAUCAGUGUGGAAAGAGCUUCACACAUAAAGGAAGUCUUAAUAUCCACAUGAGAAUUCACACUGGGGAGAAGCCUUACUUAUGUCAUCAGUGUGGAAAGUCUUUCACACACCACAAAAGUUAUAAGGAGCACAUGAGAGUUCACACUGGAGAGACUCCAUACACAUGCCUUCAGUGUGGAAAAAGUUUAAUAGACAAAAAUGCCCUUAAUUAUCACAUGAGAAUUCACACAGGGGAAAGACCUUUCAUAUGCCCUCAGUGUGGGAAGAGUUUUAUCAACAAAUAUUCCCUUAUGGAUCACUUGAGAAUUCACACUGGAGAGAAGCCGUUUACCUGCCAUCAGUGUGGGAAGAGUUUCACACAUAAAGGAAGUAUGCAAGCCCAUUUAAAAACUCACACUGUAGAGAAGCCUUUCACAUGCCUUCAGUGUGGGAAGAGUUUUAGAAAAAAACCAACGCUACAAGAUCAAACAAAGUGUUAUUCAAAACAGAAAUUACAGCAGUGUUCUAAAGACUAAAAGAGUGAAAUGGUGCUAACUCUUAUAGGAUGGAUGAAAUGAGGACAAAAGUAUGUUUUGGUCAUACCAAUAUGCCUAUUUUGAGAGGCAUUAUAAGGAUGAGAAUGGUCCUUCCUAUACAAAUGAAUACGAGAAAUCGUAACUCUAAAUAUGGCAACUGUUAAGAACACAUUGAAAAGAGUCAAAAAGUAAUUCCCUGUCAGUGUACUUGAGAAUGUGCAUUCGCAUUAGCUGGACCAGCCUGAAUAUUUUUGUUUUUGAGGUAAAGAAGCCAAGUUUCGAAUACCAUUGUUGCAAAUUUAAUUUCUGAUUUGAAAUAUGUUGUUAACUUUAAAUCUGGGCCUGUGUUCACAAGGCGUUCUUCUGAAGAGUUCCUAGCUAAAAGUCUUUGCAGAAAACUUAAUUCACAAAAUUGUUAAGAGCAAGUUUUACUAACUUGGAAAUCUUAAGGUAAGAGAAGGGCAAAUUUGACCUCGUUGUAUUGGAUAACGUCAUGUUUGUCCUCUGGGUAGCCCAGCGAUGGUCAUGAAUGCCACCGUUUAUGGUGUGCGAACAUCCAAAGGAAAACGUGCUAUUAAUUGAUGGAUGUGUGGUCUAGAUAGGGCAUUUAUAUUAUAAAAUAUUAUUCUGCUGACAGAUAACACAGAAAUUCCCAAUUCUUCAGAUUUGUCAAAACCUUUUUAUCUUGUGAAAUUAGUUUGUUUCGGUUCAUGGGAGGGAAUUAAGUUUAAAAUAAUAAAACAACCAUUGCAAUUCAGGUGAUCUUCCAAUGUCAUAAAAAUAUCCUAAUACACACCAGAGCUAGUUUUUACACCAGUACAAAUUUCUAGUAGGUUUAAUGUAUUGCAGGUAAAUGUAUACUUCGUACUUCACCUGUGCAGUUAAACCAGACAAAAGAGAAGGUAUCAGUAGUAAAAUCACUCAGCAUAAUUGUUGAGAUUUAGGCCUAUAUGAUUCCUAAUGUUUUCAUAUUGUUGGUUUUCUAUGCACACACCAGAAUAUGUUUUUAUAAACGUAUGUGAUUUUCUGCAGUACUGUUUGUUUGACAUUUCCUGACCAAGUGAUCAUGGCUAUUGACCAAAUGCUUUAGGCUGGUGUAAUGAAUGAUCCAUUAGCCAUUUAAAUUAACUUAUGUACAAUUAUGACAUUACGGAAAAAAAAAUGCAGAUAAAUCUAUUUUAAAUGGUAUUUUUCUCUUCAAUAUCUGUCAUAAAUUAAGUAAUAUUAUAUUUAGUUAAAU
Molecule: messenger RNA, 4518 nt
Organism: Xyrauchen texanus (razorback sucker)
Lineage: Eukaryota; Metazoa; Chordata; Actinopteri; Cypriniformes; Catostomidae
Product: zinc finger protein 721-like
Exons: 8
Coding region: 168-3278 (1036 amino acids)
Biological process (GO): regulation of transcription by RNA polymerase II
Molecular function (GO): RNA polymerase II cis-regulatory region sequence-specific DNA binding; DNA-binding transcription factor activity
Source: RefSeq, a predicted model, not a curated record